Cajanus cajan (pigeon pea) is the source of this 4862-nucleotide messenger RNA. NCBI's taxonomy places the organism in Eukaryota, Viridiplantae, Streptophyta, Magnoliopsida, Fabales, Fabaceae. The record is from RefSeq and is a predicted model, not a curated record.
CUAAUCAUAAUACCAAUUAGAUUAAUAUACUUUUAUUAUUUUUUAUUUUAAUUUUAUUUUUAAUAAGAGUACGAAAUAGUAAUAAUAACAGCGUUCAACCAUCAUUAGCGGUUACAACUUGCAACUGCUGACAAAUUUGAAGUUACGCGCUUCUUCCAUUUCUCAUUCGCGUUUUCUGUUUCCACGUUAUGCAGCAGCGGAUUCCAAUGGAAUUUGAGGAAGCCCACAAUAAUUUACGCGCUAUAAGACUCUUAUAUAGGCUUCUCCAAGACAAUAGCAUCGCCUUGCAAAGUUCAAAUUCAAAGGAUUUGGUUGAGAGGGCACGAGAUUUAUUGAAAACUUUGCUGGAUGUUGCUGUUGAAAGUGUUUUUGAGACUCAUUUAAAGACCAUAGAUACACAAGCAGGUAUAUCUAAGACAUCCUUUGAACAAGAAAAACAUGUGGUUGUGCAGGAGUCAAAGUCUCCAGUUUCAGCCAACAUUUCCCAAAGCUCUGUAAAAUAUCCACUUUGCAGUAAAAUGACUCCAGAGAAGGAAGAUCAGACGCAGUUGCCAGAGCCGUCAAAGCUUAGCAUAUCUGAUGAUGGAGGAACAAAAUGUAAAAUACUAUGCAGUAUAGGUGAGGAAAGCAGUAUGAUGCAACAGAAUGCAGUUAAGGCAACAAAUCUAUCUAAUGACAAUGGCGUUUUACCCAACACAGAGAGUAAUCAUAAUAAACAACAGCAUCAUGAUGUUAAUGCUUUAUACGAUGAUGGUGAGCGUGCAAAAGAAUCGUUACGCAUGUUUGAUGCAAAAGAUAGCGAGCAAAAUGAGGAGAAUAAUAUAUCAUUGAUGAGUAGAAUUCAUGAAGCCCAAAGCAAUUCUAAUGCUGCCAGACAGGUUGAAUAUUCGGAUCAGAAGGGUGAUUUCUCUGGUGAUUUGGUUAAUGCGAUCAAAAGAAUUGAGUCUCGGAUUUUGGCUUUCAAAAUUUGUUCAAAUUUAGUGAAUUCCAGUAAGAGCAGUGCAGGUCAUCAUACUACGCAUGAGGCAGCAAAUUCAGACAGUCCUGUAAUACAGAGAAUCAAUGGGGCUUCAGGAAGUCAAUUGAGUUGUGGAAAGUCUCUAUUGGAAGGACAUAGGUUGAUGAGUCAGAAGACAUGUAAACCAAGUUCUAAGGGUGAAAAUUUGGAUUCAGCAAAUGCAUUUGAGGAACCCUAUUUUGCUGAACAUGAAUCAUUGAGCCAAAGUAAGAUGGCAAAUCAGAAUUAUUGCCUUCAUCCUAGUGCAGAAUCUGCAAAGAGCAUUGAUGUACCAAAGCAGAUUGGUACCCAGAUGGUAUCAGGAGGAGAGUGGUUGAGAAGUCAAAAUAGGAUUCAAAGUUCAGAAGAAAGCAUAACUGUUAUAGACAGAGCUAAAUCAUUGAAUAGGUUAGUUAACGCCGAUGCCUAUUUUGGGAGUCAAGCUAGUGAGUGUAUUCAAGGUUUUAGGGUCCCUUUGAAUCAAGAUGGUCAUACUAAGAAGCAUUUCAUGUUAGUAAGUAAAACAAAUAGGGAAAGUAUGGUAAGAAAAAAUCCAGUGGCUUGGUCAAAGACUGAUCAGAAUCGAAAGGAAAUGAGGUCUGAAUCUUCCUAUGCACAGAAGUCUGCACGAUCCAAGUCCAUUAUUGCAAGGAGAGAAAAGCCACCACCUCAUCAGAUGGUAAUGAAACCAACUCUAUUGGACCAGAGAUCCAGCGAGAUUAAGGUAAACUCCCAUCAACACAGAGACUCUUCAGUUUUGGACAACAGAAGAACUCAUAAGACUGGUCAUCUUGAACCACAGAAGACAAGGGCUCUACCACAACAUCAUGAACUGGAGGAGUCAAGCUCAAACUCUGAUUCUUCUCGCUGGAAUUCUCUGCAAGGCAGUGCCAGUGAUUCUGAGGAUUACUCCUUGCCAGAUGGAACACAGUGUUCCCCAUUAGGAAGGAUGGUGGAUGCAGCGUAUGAAGGCAGUUCAGAAGAGAGUAACAAUUCAUAUCUCGAUAAGGAUGAUGGCCCUUCUCAUAGAUUUGGCGGUUUCAAAUCUAAUAGGCAUCACCGUGAAAGGAAUUCUAAGGAAACAAUUGGGAAACUAAGGAGGCUAAAAAAUAAGUUGGGACUAAUCUUUCACCACCACCACCAUCAUCAUCAUCAUCUUGAUGAUGAUCAUGGUAACACUCAUUCUAGAGCAGGUCAUAGACAUGGCAUGUGGAAUUACUUGCAGAAUGUCUUCCACCAUAAAGACAAGCAUGGGGUGCUAACAAAAAAAGAUGAGAAGACAAGGAGAGGGGCUGCUGUUGCAAGAGCAUUGCCUCAGAAAAACCAGGUUGGGAAGUUUCAUAGACUUGUGGAAGGGGUCCUGAGACACAUCCAACAUUCAAAGAAACCAAAGCCUUCCAAGCUUGAUGGGGUGAAGCAUAGAACUAGUCAGAAGAAGUUGCUUUGGUGGCAAAUCCUUCGACGACACAGGGGAGUGAAGCUGAAAAAUAAAGGCCGAGUUAAAGUGGGAAUUAAAAAUCACUAAAGAACUUUUGAGUUAGGGUGCGCACUAGAAUUUCUUCCUGGCCUCACAACUAUUGCCUUCCAGCUUAUGGUAUUCAAGCUACAAUCAGAUUGCCAGAACAGGUAUAUCCUCUGAUUUUCUUAUAUUUUUCUGAAUAUUUUGGCUCUGUUGAAUGGGCGUUUUCUGAUGCUUGAAAUUCAAUGGAUAUGACCUGGAGGUGAUGCAGGAUUUUGUCAGUGCAGGUUUCGUAAGUGCAUGGUGAUCCUGGAUUUCUUAUUAUGUACGCACCAUUAUAAUGGAUAUGUUUGUUAUUCUGGGUACUCAUAGCAGUGUCAUUGCCUUUUGUGUUUAUUUGAAAAAUUUUAAAGGUUUGGGCUUGGCUUUAGAUAUUACCUUAGCUUUCCACUAAGAUAGAUCGAGUAUUUGAAGUUGGUAACAUGUUUCUCUAAACCAGGGUUUAGUGUUGCAUAUUUUACUUCAUAUUUUAAAAUAUGGAUUUAGCAAUACCAACUUCAACUUUGGUUUAGACCACUUCAUCCAAGUUCAUUUAAUUUUGGUCACAGGAUAUAUUGAUAAUUUAUUACAGUUGCCAAUAUUCUAUAGAAUACUUAAGGUGCAACAAAAAGCAUGACACCUUUUUAUUCUUUAACUGCUAUAAUUAUGUUCUACGCUCCCUAGUUGCAAACAAAAUAUGGUUUGGAAGAACAUAAACAGUUGUUUAAUACUCUAAGGACAUAUUGUUUAGUACCCUAAUUUGUACGAUGUCAACUGUGGAAGGAUAGGAGAUAUUUAACCUUGUUUGAUUUGAAUGAAGGAUAAGAGAUAAAAAAGGAAAAGAAAGAAAACACGUUUAUCGAGUUUUUUUUCUCUUGUUUGGUGUACAAGAAAACAAAAGAGAAAAGAAAAAGGAAUAUGUGGUCCAGUUCCACAACAAAAUUCUUGACUUCUUUAUAUUAUGCUGGCAUAAGUUUAUUAUUAUUAUUACAAUACCUGAUGUUUGUUUGGUAUCAUACCUGGAUGUAUUUUUCCUAUACCUUUCCAAUAGAUCAGAUUGGCAGAGAUGGAGAAAUUGUAAUUUGCUUACCUGGAUGUUGUACUUUCUGAUAUUUGGAUAGACAGUGAAGAGGUAAUUUGCAAUUUGAUUUGUUUCUAUUCUCUCUUCCUUUCCUCUAGCACCUAGUUAUUAUUAUGUAGCUUCAUUUAAUCUUGGAAUUGUUUCUUCGUAAAGAAGGUUUUGAGAAAGCUAGAGACUGUUCCGGAUGGUUUUGAAAGUGUGGAAGUGAUUCCUUAUUUGUUUUCACGGGAAACUUCUCUUCUCGACCAUGUAACCUCGCAUUUAAUUCUUAUUCGAGCCUCUGGUGAAUUUCACUUGCUAUGAUUAUAUUUAGUUCAUUAACAGUGAUAACUAGAAGUCUGGAACUAGGUGCUGGGAUCAGAUCACAUUAUUUUAUGUGUUAUUAUAAUAAUUAGUAUGAUUAGUUCUAACAAAAAUCAUUGUCAUUAUUUGUUGCUUUAGAAAAGGAUAUUUUAUUGUGUUGUGUAAGGUUGAAAAAUAUUAUAAACCUUAAUAUGCAGAAUGCAGUUUGGUGAGCUGGGGCAAAAUAAUUCUCGCCCAUCCACAGCUAACAAAGCACAGUAAAUUUCUGUUUAUUCCAGGUCCUGGUGAUGCAGGUCGUUGUACAUCUCUUCCUAAGCGUGCUUGUUGGGAUGCAAGUAAAAUCUCACAUCAUUCAAACAAGAAGAUGGACAUAGAUUAUAUAAUACGAUUAUCUCUAUUGGUAGAUAGAUCUUUUGGGUAGAGCCAUGUGUAUGUGUGUGCAAACCCCGUGCACAACAGUGCUCUACCAAAAUAUUUAACUGAGGAGCUCCUAAAGCACAUUCCUAAUGCCAUAUUUCAUAGCAAUCCCAAGAAAUAGUAUUUUUCCGUCAGGAUUUGCUGCAUAAAAUGCGUGGCUCAUGUUUGAUUCCUCCUUCUAUGGAAGAAACGAUGAUCAUUUUCAGCAUUUUGUUGCUACUAUGACACAUCAGAGUCACCUGUGUCCGCUCCCUUUAACUGUACAAUCCAUCAUCUGGAAUUACCUCCAUUGCCUUCAUCUUUAUCCAUCUCCACACACGAUAGUGUUAGGUGAUAUAAGUCAGCAGAAAACUUUCAAGUACUCCGGAAUCUUGUUUUAAUAGCGGUUCUUUUGCAAUUGACAGCAAUUUGUGACAUACCUUCCUUCUUCUCAAGAAGUUGAAUUGUCAGUCUUGUAAACUGAGCAUAGUGUCAUCUUCUAACCAUGAACAUCUCAGACUUCACUAUUCUUUCAUCGGAAUUGUUGGUUUCUCCUCUUGGAAAACGUAAUUAUAUUGUUUCUUAUA